This is a messenger RNA of Dendrobium catenatum, 944 nucleotides long. RefSeq names its product protein translation factor SUI1 homolog 1. The transcript is spliced from 6 exons. NCBI's taxonomy places the organism in Eukaryota, Viridiplantae, Streptophyta, Magnoliopsida, Asparagales, Orchidaceae. Gene Ontology annotation, molecular function: translation initiation factor activity; RNA binding. Gene Ontology annotation, biological process: translational initiation. The coding region runs from base 314 to 655 and encodes 113 amino acids. The record is from RefSeq and is a predicted model, not a curated record.
CCAGCUGUACAGCGACGUCCCGUCCCUCUUCCGCAGUCGUAGAAGAGCGAGGCAAGAUUUGCGAGAUUGAGAAGGAAAUUGACCGCACGAUCUAAGUCUCUCACUCGAGAGAUUAUUCUGUGCGGAGGCUCCGUUUACUAUCGUUUCUUUCCGAUCUCUUCUUGGUAAAGAUCGGCGCAAUUCUUUAUGCACGAUUCAUUCUUUUUAUAGUUUCGCGGAUCGGGUAUUUAGGUUCCAGUUUGUUGAAGAUUGAGGUCACUUUUAGCUCGUGUGAAGGAAGCUUUGGUCUGUUGUACUUGAAAAAGCAAAGUUCAUGUCUGAUCUUGACACUCAGAUUCCAUCUACCUUUGAUCCGUUUGCUGAGGCUAGUGCUGAUAAUGCUGGUGCUGUGUCAAAGGAGUAUGUACACAUCCGCGUGCAACAGCGCAAUGGAAGGAAGAGCCUGACAACUGUGCAAGGGUUGAAGAAGGAGUACAGCAAAACCAAGAUCUUGAAGGACCUGAAGAAAGAAUUUUGCUGUAAUGGUACUGUUGUGGAGGAUCCCGAGCUUGGGCAGGUCAUUCAACUCCAAGGUGAUCAACGCAAGAAUGUCUCCACCUUUCUUGUCCAGGCUGGCAUUUUGAAGAAAGAGCAAAUCAAGAUUCAUGGUUUCUGAGGAGCUUGGCUGAUCUCUUGCAUGUUACUUGAUCCUUCUCUACUACAUAAUAACUACUCGUACCAUUUUUAAUUCCAUGAACGAAUUUAUUUAUUGUGCAACAAUUAACUUGUUUCUUUAGCUCUUCAUGUCUUACGGUUUGUGGCUGUGUGAUAUUUAUGAUGAUCAGCAUAAAAUGUUAGUAUUGCAUGUGUGCGUUAUAUCAAAUUUUACUGUCUUGUUUACCAUCUUCUCUCUGAUCUCACAUGUGAAGGUGUAUGUGAGUAUAUAAAUGGCUUGAUUUUAGGAA